Solanum verrucosum is the source of this 3376-nucleotide messenger RNA. Its product is annotated as anaphase-promoting complex subunit 5. Gene Ontology annotation, molecular function: protein binding. The record is from RefSeq and is a predicted model, not a curated record. Gene Ontology annotation, biological process: anaphase-promoting complex-dependent catabolic process; protein K11-linked ubiquitination; positive regulation of mitotic metaphase/anaphase transition. Bases 110 to 2863 code for a protein of 917 amino acids. The transcript is spliced from 21 exons. NCBI's taxonomy places the organism in Eukaryota, Viridiplantae, Streptophyta, Magnoliopsida, Solanales, Solanaceae. Gene Ontology annotation, cellular component: anaphase-promoting complex.
UUGGGUCUAGUAAAUUUGAAAAAACACAAGCAAGAACCACCAAAAGUUCAAACUUGAAAAAUUAAAAUUAGAACUAUCCUCCAUCGGAAUCGGCGCGCUCGCUCGCUACAUGUCCGCCGCAGCCGCAAUGGCAGGGUUAUCAAAGACGCCGGGAGCUUUCACCAUUACACCACACAAGCUUUCUAUUUGCAUUCUCAUCCAAGUCUAUGCUCCGCCUUCCCAAAGCUCAGUUCCUUUCCCUUUCUCUUCCGUUGCUCAACACAAUCUUCUGGGCUCCUUCUUAUUAUCUCUCACUAAGUCGUCUGAGGAUAUUUUUGAGCCAAAGCUGGAUGAACUUGUCGCACAGCUUAGGGAAAUUGGAGGUGUAUUGAAUCAUUGGUUGAGUGACCAUUUAGCUCGCAAAUUAUCAUCAUUAGCCUCACCAGAUGAUUUGUUCAACUUUUUUAAUGACUUGCGAGGCAUACUUGGGGGUUCUGAUUCAAAUGUCAUGGAUGACGAUCAAAUCAUUUUGGAUCCUAGCAGCAAUCUUGGAGUCUUUGUUCGUCGUUGCUUACUUGCGUUUAAUCUAUUAUCAUUUGAGGCUGUGUGUCAUCUUUUGACAAAUGUAGCAACAUAUUGCAAAGAAUCUCUCUCAACUUAUGAGUUAUCACAUUUCAACGAAUCUGAUAGCGAUACUGAAGCACCAAUGCACUAUGAGAACAUGGAUUUGGAGAAUCUUGUUGUCGAGAAUGUCAAGAAAGAAAUUGAAUCAAGAAAUGUGGUUGAUGCAAGACUUUCUUUCCACAAUCAUGCAUCUAAAGCUCUAGUUAGAGCAAUUGAAGAUCGUGAUUUUUCUCCUGGGCCACAAGUUAGAAAAAUCAGUAAGCCUAGAGAAGUUGGCGCAUGUGCAUCUUCUUCUCGUGAUUUAUCUGAUCCUGAUGAUUCUCCAUCUGGGGCUUUCUUACGUACAAACUGGCAAAUACAAGGUUAUCUAUUGGAGCAAGCUGAUACGAUUGAAAGGCAGGGAAGCUCCUUCCCUUUGAAUGCUUUUGAGUCUGUAUUGAAGGACCUUCUUAAAUUAGCUCCUGAACUACAUCGUGUUCAUUUCUUGCGUUACUUGAAUAGCCUUUAUCAUCAGGACUAUCAUACUGCUCUAGAAAAUAUUCACCGAUAUUUUGAUUACAGUGCAGGGACAGAAGGAUGUGAUUUCGCAUCCUCUUCUUCAACAGGCUGCAAUAGCUUUGGUAGAUAUGAAAUUGCGUUAUUAUGCUUGGGGAUGAUGCAUUUUCAUUUUGGGCACCCAAAGCAAGCUUUGGAGGUGUUGACAGAAGCAGUCCGUGUGUCUCAGCAGCAAAACAAUGACAGUUGUCUUGCUUACACGUUAGCAGCAAUUUGCAAGUUAUUGUCUGAAUUUGGAGUCUCAAACAUGAGGGGACUUAUUGGUUCAUCCUAUUCACCAGUUACCAGUAUAGGAACUUCAUUAUCUACUCAACAGCUCUUAUAUGUUCUCCUGAGAAGAUCCUUAAAGCGAGCAGAAAGUCUAAAGCUGAAACGGCUGGUUGCAUCUAAUCAUCUUGCCAUGGCUAAAUUUGACCUGACUCAAGUGCAACGACCUUUGCUUUCAUUUGGUCCAAAGGCUUCCAUGAAACUUGCAACAUGCCCAACCAAUGUCUGCAAGGAACUGAGGUUGAGUUCUCAUCUGAUUAAUGAAUAUGGUGAUGAGGCUUCAUUAAUGAUCUCAGAUGGGGCCUUUUGUACUCAAUGGAUUAAGAAUUUGAAGAAACCAAAAGGUUCUGUUGUCUUUUCCCAGGAGAAUGAAUGUAGGAGUAAUACUGACGCGUUCCAGUUCUGUGGGCAGCCAUGUUCCAUCCCUGGAUCUGUGCUGCAACUUUUAGGCUCUUCAUAUUUGUUCCGUGCUACUGCCUGGGAGGUAUAUGGCAGUUCACCCCUUGCUCGAAUGAAUGCACUGCUUUAUGCAACAUGCUUUGCUGACUCAUCGAGUUUGGAUGAUGUGGCGUUAGCAUAUGGCAAACUUAUCCAGCAUCUAGCAGUAUUUAAAGGAUACAAAGAAGCUUUUGCUGCUCUGAAACUCGCAGAGGAGAAGUUUGUAUCGCUUUCAAAGUCACAAAUUCAGCUUGUAAAAUUACAAUUGCUCCAUGAUCAUGCUUUACAUACGGGAAAUUUAAAAUUAGCACAACAGUUGUGUGAUGAGCUUGGUGUUUUAGCCUCUUCAGUAACUGGCGUAGACAUAGAGAUAAAGGUUGAAGCUAGCCUCCGCCAUGCUCGAAUACUGAUUGCAGCAAACCAAUUUAGCCAGGCAGCAGCUGUUGCACACUCUCUCUUCUCUAUGUGCUACAAAUUCAGUUUACAAGUCGAGAAUGCCACUGUUCUUCUUUUAAUUGCAGAGAUACACAAGAGAUCAGGAAAUGCUGUUUUAGGUAUUCCGUAUGCAUUGGCAAGCCUUUCCUUUUGUAAAUCUUUCAACUUGGACCUUCUCAAAGCAUCUGCUACACUGACACUUGCGGAGCUUUGGCUCUCACUUGGAUCAAGUCAUGCGAAAAGAGCUUUGGCUCUCAUACAUGGGGCAUUUCCUGUACUUCUUGGUCAUGGUGGUUUGGAGCUCCGAGCUCGGGCCUUUAUCACUGAAGCAAAAUGCUAUCUUGCUGACUCAAGCUUUUCAGUAUGCGAAGAACCAGAGAUGGUACUUGAACCAUUAAGGCAGGCUUCCGAAGACCUGGAACUUCUAGAGUAUCAUAAAUUGGCUGCCGAAGCGUUUUACUUGAUUGCCAUUGUUUAUGAUAAGUUGGGGCAGCUGGACCACAGAGAAGCAGCAGCUAAGUCAUUUAGGAAACACAUCACCACUCUUGAAAGCUCUGAUAUUUGAAGAUCCUCGUCAAUAUUUUGCUAAGAAACCAGUAUCUUACAUAAAUAUUCCUUUGGCUGUUUUCUAUCGUUGCAGACGUGCCUUGUUACAGCUUCGUUGUUCAUGCAGCAUUAGAAGCAUUGGGUAGUGAAGAUAGAACAGAUGUGGCUUUCCGAUUGCAUGAAAUUUUAGAAACUCCUCUAAUUUCUUGGCAAGUGUACCGUCCAGAUAUCAGGUUAGCCUCUUAGUGCUCGGUGACUGGUAUGCCAGUGAGUGUAUUAACAUUUUCUAGUAUGAUUGUUGGAAUUCUCGCCCCGCUUGCAAGGCCUACAAGAGGCUAAGGCUAAACGAUUUACCAGGGGAUUCAGAUUAGAUGUCCACAAUCUCUGAUCGGGUGAUAGAGGUCUAACGAAUCCCCCCUGAAGAGAUUGUCUGUAGUAAGAACCAUCUCCAACUUUUCUGAUGAUGUGUAUGUAUCUUUCUAUAGUAUAUGUCCAAGUUUGGAGAGAAAGCACCAUACAAUCUUCUCUCUUU